Messenger RNA from Diospyros lotus (date-plum), 1824 nucleotides. Its product is annotated as upstream activation factor subunit UAF30. The transcript has 4 exons. Lineage: Eukaryota; Viridiplantae; Streptophyta; Magnoliopsida; Ericales; Ebenaceae. The record is from RefSeq and is a predicted model, not a curated record. The coding region runs from base 1165 to 1467 and encodes 100 amino acids. Gene Ontology annotation, cellular component: nucleus.
GCUAAAUGUAGAUAGUUUUUUUAUUUUUCGGCCAUAUUUUUUUUUCUUGUUUAUGCUUGAUUUGUUGUUGAAAUCGCUGCCUUUUUUCAAGUUUUAAGUAAGUGAUUUUCUGCUAACUUUGUGUCUGCUUACCUAUUUGACUACUGCAUUUAGUUAGGAACUUAGAAAUUGGCUUGGCUGGAAAUCUGAAAUUUGUUAUUGGAAGCCUAAAAUUUGUUAUUGUGAAUCUGUUAUUGAAUAUUUGAAUCGAUCAUACUUUUGCCUUCUCUUGUUUAAACUCUAGAAAUAGAGUUGUUGUAUUAGACUUUCAUUUGCCUCAAAUUUUGAAUUAAAUAUUUUAAUUGUUGGAUUAUUAAAUUAUGUUAUUUUUUGUUUGUGUAUCCUUAGAAUUUAGAAUGAAACAAUAAGAAAGGAAAAUUAUUAUUAUCUUUUUUCAGAAAGAGAGAUGAUCACACUAGUAAAAAUAUUUCAAUUCAUAGUGAGCAAAAUCAAUUUAACAUAAGUUUAAUGAAUUUUUUGUUUUAAAACCUCGUCGAGCACAAGUUUAAUGUUGUACUGACUUUUUGAUUACAUAAAAAUUUUAUUACAUUAAUUUUUAAAUUUCAGCCCCCCUAACCUAAAUUCCUGGAUCCGCCCCUGUUUCCAUCCAUGUGGCAGGUUAUGGUAAUAAGUUGGAUAGAGGUUUUCUGGUGUCUACCUGGUCGAUGCAAACUUUGUAUAACUUUAUGUUGCACUUGAAUACGUUCAUUUGACCAUGUCAUUUGAAUUUUGGAAUUCUAAAUUCAUUGUUUGGAUACAAUUUUGUUCAAAGCAUUUUGAUCCCCAAAAAAGGAAAAUGUGUCAUUUCAAAUGAGAGAUUUUGCGAUGCAAAUAUUUUAAAUUACAAACUCAAAUGACAUCAUUUGAAUUUCGUUUAUCCAAAAGCAACCAUGGUGAUAUGGUUUGCGUUACUUUUGUUGUCAUUGAUAUUUUUUGUAUAGGUGACUAGGCUAUCAUCUAUGGUAUCUAGGCUAUUUUUUUCGCUUAAAAUGGGUAUCUCUUACCACUAUUUCAGGAGUUUUUACAUGUGAAAUUAGGCCCCAGUGGAAAGGAAAAUGAAAUAGAAGGAUUAAAGGGAAUGCCUUAGUGAGAGAGGACUUAGAAAGCAAAGUAUAUUUAAGAACAAUGCUGUCACAGCGGAUGAAGAAGACCAUUGCUGAGAACCCAAAGAAACUCGCCAAUUUGAUUGACCUUGUAAAUCUUCCCUCAACACUUAAAGAAUUUUUGGGCCAAUCUCAGGCUUCUCGUCUAGGCUGUUUUAUUCACGUCUGGACGUAUAUCAAGGCCAACAAUCUCCAGGACCCGAAUAACAAGAAUGUGGUGAACUGCGAUGAAAAGUUGAGGAGUAUUCUAUUGGGUAAGCCUCAAGUUGAGCUCGUUGAACUUCCAACCUUGAUCAAGCUGCAUUUCCCGAAAGAGCCCAAAUGAUUUGGCCGUUUGAGUUAAGGCACAAAUCAUUUUUUCCAAGGAGGAAGGAGCUGUCAGCUGUGGCAAAAAGAAUUUACUAUAACAAGUUGGCAUGAGUUGACACAGUUGAUUGCUUUCUUUGGGGUAUAUGAUUUCCUAUUCCUGAUCAGCUGGAAAUUGGAAUGGAAUGGAAUAGCAGGACUACUCUUGAUGGUUUCCUAUACUUCUACUAUUGUCACAAAUCCCCCUAAACUAUUUACUUUCUGUCAUUUAACUCACUCCAUCUAUGAAAUGAAAUGUUGCAGCUAUGUCAUUUAACUCACUUGAGUCUCAUUAUGAGUUGAGACUCAUAAUAACAUUCAUUUUGUCUUUUUGUUA